Bipolaris maydis ATCC 48331 is the source of this 222-nucleotide messenger RNA. RefSeq lists its product as uncharacterized. The record is from RefSeq and is a predicted model, not a curated record. Lineage: Eukaryota; Fungi; Ascomycota; Dothideomycetes; Pleosporales; Pleosporaceae.
GACGCCAUCUCUACUCUCAACACAAUCACUGCGCAGUCUUCUUGAAUCUUCCUGCUCACUAUGGCGCCUACAAAGAGAAAGAAAGUCGACGUCGAGCACUUACGUUCUCUUGCGCAGCAAGAACAAGAGCCUACCCCGCUGACAAAAGAGGAGAUUAAAGCCACAAUGAUCCCCUCUAGCUACAAGCAAUACGAGUACAUUAUGACUCUUUGGUCAGAGUGA